UUUGCCGCUCCCGCCAGUUUCCGCUCCGCCCCCUGUCCCUCCAGUCUGCGUCAUGGCUUCCGAUGCGGAGUUGGCCUGUAUCUACAGCGCUCUCAUCCUGUACGACGACGAGGUGGCCAUUACCGAGGAUAAACUCAAUGCACUGAUGAAAGCGGCAGGAGUUACAGUGGAGCCCUUCUGGCCGGGCUUGUUUGCUAAGGCCCUGAGCAACGUGAACAUUGGCAGCCUGAUCUGUAACAUUGGUGCUGGGGGUGCUUUACCCCUGGGUGCUUCCACUCCUAGUGGAACAGCUGCAGCUGGGGGAGCUCCUGCAGGUGCUGAUGCUGAAGAGAAGAAAGCCGAGGUUAAGGAAGAAUCGGACGAGUCUGAUGAAGACAUGGGCUUUGGGCUGUUCGAUGAUUAGUCUGUGCAGUCCAAGCAAGAAGGUUUAUUGAACAGCUUCCUAUCAACAGCAAGAAUGACCCCCAGAACCCACGCCAACCCAAAGCUCACAAAAUGGAUGGAAAAGAUGGCAGGAGACACAUUCAAUCACUUCCUGGAUAACUCAAUGUUUGGUUGGAUUUAAUGCUUCUUUUAACCAAAUCCCUUUGUAUCAGGCAGUCUGGGUUCCCAAUUAUGACCCAUCCUGCAUUUGAUUAGACCCUGUACUGGGAACAUUGAGCAUGCUCCCUGUAGCAAUCAUGCUACAUACCAACACUGGCCCAACUUGCUUUUGGCUGAGAUUUGGGGGUUGGAGCUUCCUAUUCCUGCAUGCGUCCUUUGCACUUUUGACCUGUUGUUUUUUUGUAUUCUCUGGUAUCAGCUUCCUCAGAACCAGUAAAAUAGCUUCCUCCCUUGUGAAAUAAUGCUAGAGGCUGGGACACUGGAGAUUUUAGAUUGAUAGUGGGGGAGGUUUUGGGGUGGGUGGUGGAAGCAGAGACAGCACACUGCAAUCCCAGCCCUCCACUCUCACCCCUGAAAUGCACUUUUCGGAAGUAGGAGAAAUUACUGCAGCAUAAACUUGCACCAUUUUAUUAUAAAUAACAGUGCUUGAACUUAAAUAUAGUUUUAUUUUUUAAGAUAUUAUAUUAAUUUAAAAUAGUGAUUUAAGGGGGCUGUUGCAAAAUAGUCCAUGUCUGUCCAUUUAGAAAUGUUGCACUGUGAAUGCCUAUUUUAUGCAUCAUAUUGAACUGUAUACUUGCGCCUACACUAAGAGAACGAGGGAGUCUAGACAUGACGUGAUAGAGCUUUGUGUUCUUUUGUUGAAUGUUGCACUCACAAACUUAAAUUCACUGUGGUUUGUCUUUACUUCUUAACAGGGCAUUGUUGCCAGUUUAAGCAUUUUGCAGGAGACUCUUCCAGAUUUUACUAAGCUCCAGUACAGACCAUCUCUUUGCAACACAUGCGCUGAACUUUGCUGCACUUUAUCCCCAUCCCUCCAGCCCCAGUUAAUUAUUCAAGGAGUUGAGCCCUUUGAAAAAUAAUUCCAUGAAAUAGUGAGUAUCCCCCUUUAAAGGGUGAAAAUUAUUUUUUCCAUACAUCACGGACUAAAGUUUCAAUACACUGGUUAAAGAAACAACUGUAAUAUUUUUGACUGUGUUUGUAUCCUCCUUAUGUAGCAAUUAUGUCCAAACAGUUGUUCAAAUGAUGUGGUUGAAAAUGUUUGUUUUCCUGUAACACAGCUGAGUGUGGUAAUAAAGGCUGCGAUGUCUUCAAA
Carcharodon carcharias (great white shark) is the source of this 1696-nucleotide messenger RNA. Its product is annotated as 60S acidic ribosomal protein P1-like. Gene Ontology annotation, cellular component: cytosolic large ribosomal subunit; ribosome. The transcript is spliced from 4 exons. The coding region runs from base 53 to 403 and encodes 116 amino acids. Gene Ontology annotation, molecular function: protein kinase activator activity; ribonucleoprotein complex binding; structural constituent of ribosome. NCBI's taxonomy places the organism in Eukaryota, Metazoa, Chordata, Chondrichthyes, Lamniformes, Lamnidae. The record is from RefSeq and is a predicted model, not a curated record. Gene Ontology annotation, biological process: cytoplasmic translation; translational elongation.